This is a messenger RNA of Rubroshorea leprosula, 666 nucleotides long. NCBI's taxonomy places the organism in Eukaryota, Viridiplantae, Streptophyta, Magnoliopsida, Malvales, Dipterocarpaceae. The record is from the annotation of a GenBank genome assembly.
GCCUCCCUUCUCCGGCGCUGCGUUGGUUUUGCUCGGAAGCCUUUGAGCUUCCAAGGUUUUGAUGUUUGAGUCACCAGUUUCCCGACUGCUCAAGCAUGUUGGAGCCGCCCUGUGCUCCCUCCUUCGAUGACCCUUCUGGGUCUGUCGACUUUUGGGUCCCUUUUGGUGACCCUUUUGGUUUUCUUAUUUUUUCUUGUUGUUUUGUUUUACUUUGUGUUCUUGUAUAGUUUAUGUAUUUCAGAUCUGGCGACCCUCGGCUCUAUCCUGCAGAUCUUGUUAGGUACUCGCUGAUUUUGGUUUGCUUGCAGAUCCGACGGUGGUCCCCUCCAUCUGGCAGUUUUUAUCAAUGGCGGUGCACGCAGGGGAUCCAAGAUCUGGCAACCUCGCGACCCACCUGCUGCCUCCAAGGAACGGCCUCCGCCUGAUCGGGUCUCCGCAUCGACAUCUUGGAGCCUGACGCACCUUCUACAUGGGUAGAUUGAAGAGUGUCUCGUUUGGAUCGCUUGACCGAAGGCCGCUGUAUAGCUGGGCCCUUAGCGGUUGUUCGAGUGUCAUGUGCACCUCCCUUCGGCCUCUGGAUAUGGGUCUACUCCAGUUUCUUGCUCCUGAUGUAAUUUUACUGUUUAUUAUUCCUGUAGAUGCCGUAUGGCGGUGUUUGAAAUGAAC